This is a messenger RNA of Vicia faba (fava bean), 393 nucleotides long. The record is from the annotation of a GenBank genome assembly. NCBI's taxonomy places the organism in Eukaryota, Viridiplantae, Streptophyta, Magnoliopsida, Fabales, Fabaceae.
AUGGCUUCGGUAAAACUCGCAUCUUUGGUCUUCUUGUUUGCCACAUUCGGCAUGUUCGUGACUAAGAAUGUAAGAGCAGCAAACUGUAACGGGGUUUGUUCCCCAUUUGAGAUGCCACCAUGUGGCUCUAGAGACUGUCGAUGUAUCCCUGUUGGUUUAAUUAUAGGUUAUUGCAGAUAUCCAUCUGGACUUUUAUUGAGAACGAAUGAUGAACACCCUAACUUAUGUGAAUCUGAUGCCGAUUGUGAGAAAAAGGGAAGUGGAAAAUAUUGCGGUCAUUAUCCUAAUCCUGAUAUUGAAUAUGGAUGGUGUUUUGCCUCUAAAUCUGAAGCAGAAGACAUUUUCUCAGAGAUUACCCCAAAAGACUUGUUGAAGAAUAUUGCCAGUGCUUAA